Auanema sp. JU1783 is the source of this 258-nucleotide messenger RNA. Lineage: Eukaryota; Metazoa; Nematoda; Chromadorea; Rhabditida; Rhabditidae. The record is from the annotation of a GenBank genome assembly.
AUGGUAGCCAUAGAAGAGUUGAAGACUAGACUUCAAAGCUUGAACCCUUCCAUUUUGGACGUGCAAGAUAUGUCCGAUGGGUGUGGAUCGAAAUUUAGCAUUCUCAUAGUCUCAGAAGCUUUCGAAGGCAAAAGAACUCUUCAAACUCAUAGACUUGUUCAAGAAGCUAUUAGUGAUAUUAUGCCUCAGAUUCAUGCUGUUACUAUAGCAGCUUACACACAAGCCAAAUACGAAUCAGUAAAGCAACAAGCUCAAUAA